This is a messenger RNA of Linum trigynum, 1536 nucleotides long. Lineage: Eukaryota; Viridiplantae; Streptophyta; Magnoliopsida; Malpighiales; Linaceae. The record is from the annotation of a GenBank genome assembly.
GACGCCAUUAACGGCGUUGGACGGCAGCUAACGGAGAGUGACCAUAAAUGAACGGGUUUUGUAAAGUUAGUGACCAAAAAUGGAUUUAAAUAUUUCGAGUGACCAAACAUGAACGCUUUUUGUAAUGUCAGUGACCAACCAUGCAAUUAACCCGAUAAAUGUAAAACAAACCAUCAUCUGACGGCGCCGUUUCACUGGAUCUGCCCGACAGCCGAUUUAUAGUAGCGUGCGCGUGUCUUGCAGUCGCUGGACACGUAUGAAUGAAAGCUACGCGGGUGUAGUAGUUUUGUCUCUUAUCUUCUGAUUCUUCACCUAAAUCAAAAGAAAAGGGAUUAGGGUUCCAAGCUCCGCUCCACGAUUGAGAAUAGUAAGAAUCGCUAUUGUUCUUCCUUCGUCUCUAUAGAUGAAUCCUGAGCUUUUGUCUUCGUUUUUUUUCCCCCGCGGUGAUACAAUCGCCCUUUUGGUGUUUGCAGGUAAUCGCCUCGCUAUCGAAAUCGCCGUGGAAUUCAGGUGAUCGCCGAUCUCGCUUGGUAAUUGUAUGUCGUCUUAAUCAUAGAUAGCGAAUAAAUCCUAGGUUUCGAGAACGGAACUGCUUGGGUCGUAUGUGGUUUCAUGAAUAACGAUCAUCCGUUCAACAGUGUAGAAUUCAAUCCUGGGGACUUUUUGCGGUUAUGGUGUUGAUUUCUGAGAAUAUGUGAAGGGAUCAGCGAAUGAGGGAGGAGAGCGAGAAUAUGAUAUGAUCGUAGAUAGCGAAUAAGCCCUAGGUUUCGAGAACAGUACUGCUUGGGCUUAUCUAGUUUAAUGAAUAAUGAUCAUCCGUUCAGUAGUGUAGAAUUCAUUCCUGGGGACUUUUUGCGGUUAUGGUGUUGAUUUAUGAGAAAUCUGUGAAGGGAUCGGUGAAUUAAAAGAGGGGAGAAGAGCGGGAAUAUGAUAUGCAUGGUAUCUCCUUUGGUUAAAACGAUUUUCGUAUUGCUCGUUGCAGGAAUUAGACAUGGGAAAGAGGAAGUCGAAGGCAAAGCCACCACCGAAGAAGAGAAUGGACAAGCUGGAUACUGUAUUCAGUUGUCCCUUCUGCAAUCACGGAACAAGUGUCGAGUGCCGCAUUGAUAUGAAGAACAUGAUCGGUGAAGCUUCGUGCGGUAUCUGUCAAGAGAGUUUCAGCACCACCAUCUCAGCUUUGUCUGAACCAAUUGAUGUAUACAGCGAAUGGAUUGAUGAGUGUGAACGAGUCAAUAACCCUGACGAUGAUGGUGCCUGAAAGAGCAGGCAAGUUCUACUGCUGGAACUAUGUUUGGCAUUCACCGACUGCAGCAGGCGUAUAAACCUUGCUUCCUAAGGCUUGAAAGUUUAUGUUGUAAGCUUGUAACUAUAGUGGGAGUUCUUUCCUGGUAAUGCAUAGGAGUGCGGAUGAAUAUGCCUUGUGGGUAGCCUCUUAUCUGGUGUUAUAUUUGUCUUCUAUGUCUUAAACCUUAUAAGAUAGCAGGUUGUUAGCAUCUAAGAUCUGCAUAGUUCUGCUGAUAAAAAGAGAACUGAUAC